AUGAAAUUUCAACUUGUGAUCGUUCUUGUCAUCGCAGGAGUCUUUGCCAUGGCUCAAGCGCAAGAUAUAUCUGCAUUGCUGAUGGACAAAAAUUAUGUUCUAAGGCAGAUUGACUGCGUUUUGGAACGAGGACGGUGCGACUCCGUUGGACAACAACUCAAAGUUGCGUUGCCGGAAGCAUUGAACAACAAUUGCCGUCGAUGCACCCCGUCUCAAGCAAGGAAUGCCCGAAAACUCGUGGAAUUCAUGAAGAGAAACCAUCCCAACGAAUGGCUCGCCAUUGCCGACUAUUAUGCUAACAAAUAUCGUGCUUGA
Molecule: messenger RNA, 315 nt
Organism: Orussus abietinus
Lineage: Eukaryota; Metazoa; Arthropoda; Insecta; Hymenoptera; Orussidae
Product: ejaculatory bulb-specific protein 3-like
Exons: 2
Coding region: 1-315 (104 amino acids)
Source: RefSeq, a predicted model, not a curated record